CACUUUCACUUUGCUUGCAACGUCACAUUAAAAACGUUCUAAAUAAAAAUGUGGAUAACUCGCCGAUCUUAAUUGGUUCAAGUUUUCCCCGAUUUCUGAGGUCGCCGAAAUGACUGCCGAUCGCAUUAUCCUGCUGCAGUUCAGCAUGCACUGUUUCAAGAUCAUCUUCAUCUACUGCAUCUGUGUGAAUGUCCUGGAGCAUCUCGUUCAGCAGGUCCAGGAAAACUGAGCGGAAAAUGCUGGGGGCUUGAAAACGGGAAGAAUAAAAAUCAAGCGGCGAUUACUUCAUAAAUAUAUUAUUUUUUCUUUGGCUUGUGGCAUUUAAUAAGUCGAUUUUUCUGGGGUACAUUUAUCCUUUCCCGAUAAUAUUUAAUUUUUAUGACCAUUGCAAUACCAUCUUAAAGUGUUGCAAAUUAUCUACAGAAAUUCUCCUGCCAAUAUAUUUCAAAUGUUUUUCAUCAGGCAUAAAUUAU
Messenger RNA from Drosophila gunungcola (fruit fly), 473 nucleotides. RefSeq lists its product as uncharacterized. The transcript is spliced from 2 exons. The coding region runs from base 110 to 229 and encodes 39 amino acids. NCBI's taxonomy places the organism in Eukaryota, Metazoa, Arthropoda, Insecta, Diptera, Drosophilidae. The record is from RefSeq and is a predicted model, not a curated record.